AUGGUCUUCUCGACCAAAGCCUUUGCGGCCGCCACAUUCGCUACCCUUGCGCUGCCCUGCGUGUUGGGCGCGCCCAAGAUUCCUCGGACGGUCCUCAGCCCGGACUCGGUCUGCGGAAAGAUCUCGAGCGCCGUCUCGUCCGCCUCGGACGUCUACGUGCUUGGGACUAUCAAUUAUGCUACCGACCUCCAGCAUUGGGCUGUGUCUAGUUCGCAGUCGUCCGAGUGCACCGUGGAGCCUGGAACGCCUGAAGAUAUCGCGACGAUCCUCCAGAUCCUUGGAAACAACUCGCACCCCUUCGCUGUGAAGGGAGGCGGUCAUGCCUCGAACCCCGGCUUCUCGUCGACCACCGGCGUGCACAUCUCCAUGACCCGGUUCGAUGACGUUGUGUACGAUGCGGCAUCUGGAACGGCGACAUUCGGCAGUGGCCUCGUGUGGGAUGACGUCUACUCGGCCCUUGUCCCGCUCGGCGUGAACGUCGUCGGAGGCCGUGUCACCAACGUCGGCGUCGCGGGUUUCACUCUCGGAGGCGGAUUGAGCUGGAAGUCCAACCAGUAUGGACUGACUAUCGACACUAUCACCAAGUACGAGCUGGUACUGCCCACGGGCACCGUUAAGAACGUCACGGAGACAUCCGACCCCGAUCUGUUCUGGGCGCUCAAGGGAGGUUUCAACAACUUCGGGAUCGUGACUAGAUUUACCCUCAAGACAUUCCCUCAGACCGACGUUUGGGGCGGAUUGAUCACCUUCACGGUCGAUCAGAUGGACAAGGUGGUGAACGCUACGAUGAACUUCGCGGCGAAGAAUACCGAUCCUAAGGCGGCCAUUAUCACCACCAUGAACUCGAUCAGCGGCCUAAUCGUGGGGCUGCCUGGCAUCUCCCAGCUCCUCUUCUACGACGGCCCGACGCCUCCUGACGGCAUCUUCGACGAGUUCCUCGCCAUCCCUCACUUUAGCGAGGACGUAUCCACCCGGGACUUUGUCAGCCUCGUGCAAUCGUCCCCGUCCGACGCGACCGCGGGCACGCGUGGCGUGUUCCACACGGUUGGCGUCACGGACUACUCGGACACGUUCCUAGAGAUCGUCAAGAACGAGACGAUCUUCUGGGGCAAUGACUUGGUCCUGCAAUCGGGCCUCUUUAUCUCCUACGACCUCGAACCCUUCCUUGAAUCCGCCUUCACCAAGGCGAGCGUCUCCAGCUCCGCCUGGCCCCCCGUUCGGCGCAAGAUGUACCCCACCAACCUCUACUACGCCUGGUCCUCCGAGCUCGCAGACGAUGUGAUGCACUCCGCUAUCAAGCAAAGCCAGCAGCGUCUGCUGGCCGCCGCCGAGGCCGAGGGCCAGAACGUCGCGGGCCUUCCCCUGUACGGUAACUACGCCAUCUUCGACUCGGACCUCGAGGACAUCUACGGCAGCAACCUGGCGAAGAUGAAGGCGGUCAAGGCGAGGGUUGACCCGAAGAACGUCAUGGGCCUCGCUGGCGGAUGGAAGAUUACUGUUUGA
Punctularia strigosozonata HHB-11173 SS5 is the source of this 1503-nucleotide messenger RNA. RefSeq names its product FAD-binding domain-containing protein. NCBI's taxonomy places the organism in Eukaryota, Fungi, Basidiomycota, Agaricomycetes, Corticiales, Punctulariaceae. Bases 1 to 1503 code for a protein of 500 amino acids. Gene Ontology annotation, molecular function: FAD binding. The transcript has 10 exons. The record is from RefSeq and is a predicted model, not a curated record.